Zootoca vivipara (common lizard) is the source of this 1270-nucleotide messenger RNA. NCBI's taxonomy places the organism in Eukaryota, Metazoa, Chordata, Lepidosauria, Squamata, Lacertidae. The record is from RefSeq and is a predicted model, not a curated record.
GCUAAUACAACCGUGAUGCUGAUUCCCAAAACUAAUGCCAGUGUUAGCCAAGCAGGCCAGGGAGUCCUUGGUGCUGCUACCCUGCCAUCAGGGAUGGCACAAUACAUAAAAUAUGCAGGCCAACAGGUUGGAAGCCCCAACAACCAGCCACAACAUUCCCAACAACCAGGGUGGAUGGAGAAACUUGUCAAAGUGGAGACCAAGACUCUGGGGGCCGUCCAGAUCUUAAUUGGUUUGAUGCACAUUGGCUUUGGGAGUGUCUCGGCUGUUCUUUGUCCCUGGAUAUCAACUCUUGCUACUACUUUAGGUUACCCAUUCUGGGGUGGACUAUUUUUCAUUAUUUCUGGAUCCCUGUCGGUGUCAGCUGAGAAACAUGCAACUCCCUGUCUGGUGCGAGGCAGCUUAGGAAUGAAUAUCACAAGUGCUGCAAUGGCAUCAGUUGGCAUCAUUCUGUAUUUGGUAGGGCUGUAUGUAACUCCUUUUGAUUACAGUUCAAGUGAUUACGGAUAUUAUUGGACAAAGGCUGCAAGUAUUGUUCUUGUCGCUGUUCUCCUCUUGUUCAGCAUUCUGGAGUUCUGCAUUGCUGUCUCAUCGGUAUAUUUUGGGUACCAGUUAACCUGCUGUUCCAAUGACCAGGUGAACAAAUGAAGGAUCGCAAUUCCAGAGUGGGAAAGCAACCCAAGAAAUAACCUAAGAAAUAUUACUCAGAGUUGCCAAACUUAAAAAAAAAUCCCUCAGGGUUUCUCAGUGCCAGUUUUGGUGCCAGCUCUUUUGGGGAGUGUUAUAUUGUGACGUAUAUUUCUUGUUGGUGUUUGCUAACUAUGCGGUUCACUUGUUUUGACAUGACCUCUUAGCGUCAUAGCAGUUACCGGUACUUUGGUUUCUCUUCCAUCUUUGUUGCUUGUUGUUGGUCGUUAGGUCCAGGCAGGACCCAGAAGAAGACUACCUUUAACUCUAAUAAAGUUCUCCACCAUUUCUGACUGCUUGGUUGUAGAAUUAUUGCAGAGAGGGCAACAAAGCAGCAGUUCCUUGUAUGCCAGGCUAGACAGUAGCAAAUGGGAGAAGGUUCAGGGCAGCCUGAGACAGCGCAUGUCUUCUCUUCCCAUCUCUUGCGCCAUUGUGAACUAAGCUGUCCUCUGUUAAAUUUACAUCCUUUGCUGAAGCAGACCCUGAUGCUUGCAAAGUUUCGGGCUGUUUCCAGUGCACCCAGCUGACGUGGGUAAAUUUCAAGGCGUGCAGUGUUGGUGACUUGUGGAAGUCAGUUGGUAGC